Messenger RNA from Trypanosoma conorhini, 702 nucleotides. RefSeq lists its product as uncharacterized. The transcript has a single exon. Lineage: Eukaryota; Euglenozoa; Kinetoplastea; Trypanosomatida; Trypanosomatidae. The record is from RefSeq and is a predicted model, not a curated record. Bases 1 to 702 code for a protein of 233 amino acids.
AUGGCGUUGUCUGCUGAGCAGGCCGUCAGGUCUCCCUUCGUGUUUGUGGAGCAGCUGCACGAGGGGCGGCCGUACGAGUCCAUCACGUUUCCGGACGCCUUUGAGGUUUUGCCGAACAGCUGGCAGUACAAUAACGCCGUGGGCGCCGCGUCAGGCGCGACCCCGUCAAUGCCGUCGGGUGCCUCAAGUCCCCCCCACAACAGCAGCGCAUGCGGUUCGUCGCCGAGUAGCGAUGGGCAGCGCCUGCUGGUGCUCCGUGGCCUGCACGAGGAGCAGCGCCUGCAGCUGGGGCGCCGGGUGCAGGAAAGAAGAGCGCUGCAAAUGAGGUCAGGGCAGGCAACCCUCGACACGUGCUUUCGCCGGCCUUGUGCGGCGAGUGUGGUGGCGAGAGAACUGAGCGCAGAGGGGCGGCGGCGCGAGGAGACGCGGGAUGCACCGCACAUUUUGUGGGUAACGAAAAACAGGACGUUAACCGCUUUUUACGCCGAGCAGCGGCGCCGGUGUUUGCUCUCUAUGGCGUCACGGCUACAGGAGCGGAUGGAGCUGGAGCACUACGCCGGCACCGCGCGGGACAAACUGCGGCUCUCUCAAAACAAGCGCCUCUGGACUUCCGUUGACGAAGACGGGGGUUCAAUUUUUGCUCCUGUUGCCGCUGACGAGUGUGACGUGGAGGGCGGGUCGAUGCCUAGUGCGUUUAUGUAG